Messenger RNA from Lathyrus oleraceus (garden pea), 822 nucleotides. RefSeq lists its product as uncharacterized. Gene Ontology annotation, molecular function: RNA-DNA hybrid ribonuclease activity; nucleic acid binding. The coding region runs from base 1 to 822 and encodes 273 amino acids. The transcript has a single exon. The record is from RefSeq and is a predicted model, not a curated record. Lineage: Eukaryota; Viridiplantae; Streptophyta; Magnoliopsida; Fabales; Fabaceae.
AUGCCUUUAAGGGCAAUGAAGGGACAUAUAGUAUCAGACUUUAUUGUAGACCAUGCAGUGGUCGAAAGUCCUCAACUUCAAGUUGAGUUGAAACCUUGGAGAUUAUUCUUCGACGGUUCCACUCAUAAGGAUGGAAGUGGAGUUGGGAUCAUGAUAAUUUCUCCUGAUGGAAUUCCAACAAAACUCAAAUAUAGAAUUGAAGGUCCCCUUUUUUCUAACAACGAAGCAGAAUAUGAAGCCCUUAUUGCCGGACUUGAGGCUUUGAUGGAAUUGAGGGCAACUAGGGUCGAAAUUAAAGGAGACUCAGAAUUAGUAAUCAAGAAACUAACGAAGGAGUACAAAUGUAUAAAAGAAAAUUUGAUUAUGUACUUCGUCAUUGCAAAUAGGUUGCUCAAUUUUUUUGAAUAUAUAGACAUAAAACAUGUCCCUAGAAUAAAAAACCAAGAACCUAAUGACUUAGCACAAAUAGAUUCAGGGUAUAGAAUUUCAAAAGAGAAGCUAGAGGAACUUGUCGAAGUAAGAGGAAAAGCAAUGCCUGCCAGAUUGUCUCCGACAGAUUUGGAAAGCACUCAGUUAGGAUAUGCUAACAAAGAAGAGUUUGAAGUACUGGCCAUUGAUACCUUAAUGGAUACAGAUUGGAGGAAUCCAAUUAUUAAUUAUCUCAAGGACCCUUCAAUAGAUACAAAAAGAAAAACCAAGUACAGGGCUUUAUCUUAUGUUUUGAUGGGGAAUGAAUUAUUCAAGAAAACCCCUGAAGGGAUCCUGUUGAAAUGUUUAGGAGAAAACGAAGCAUACUUGGCAUUAUCUAGUGUACAUAGUUGA